Molecule: messenger RNA, 5248 nt
Organism: Rhincodon typus (whale shark)
Lineage: Eukaryota; Metazoa; Chordata; Chondrichthyes; Orectolobiformes; Rhincodontidae
Product: T-complex protein 11-like protein 2
Exons: 11
Coding region: 1735-3294 (519 amino acids)
Biological process (GO): signal transduction
Source: RefSeq, a predicted model, not a curated record
UAUGUUUUUCCGGCUUGUUAUGGUCUCUUUCUCUAUCCGAUCACAUGAGUGCCUGCAUGACGUGGAAAGAGGAGCUUUAAAAACCAGCUUCAGCUCCCCAUGUACGGCUGUGUUAUUGCACCGAGUGCAGGAAGAGAGAGAAAGGGCAUUGCAUCCCUUCACUGACCUUUCCCAGUCCUCCGGCUGCUCCAAGAUUUUCGACUACAGUCCCGGUUUGCUUCAGCUUUUGCAGAGUUUGUGUUUACACAAAUACUUGGACCGAGAUGCAGCUUUCUAAAUUUAAUUUUUUUUUGAGUAUUCAAUACCCCAAAGGUCAUGCUUGAGUGGGUGAAAGCAGUUUAUCUAGUGGUUGAAAGAAUUGCUGCGUUAUAUUGUGCUAAGUGCAUAUUUCUUCCAAAAACUGUUACUUUUACUUUUUACUUGAAACCAGGGUUUGGAGGUGAUCGUAUAUGUUGUUAUUAGUCGAGUUUCAGUGAAAUUUAGAGAUGGACAUGUUCUCUAUUGAAUGUGUUUUUCAGGUUGAACAUGGGAGAAAGAGGGGUCGGGCGGUGGGGAUCGGACGGGAGGAUAAAAACGGAACUCAGUUCCUAUCUUUAAGUCAGUCAUUAUGUCUUUAGGAAUUUAUAACAAUUACAAAACCAUCCUGUUUACUAUAAAAUGUCUUGUAAUUACACAAUUCUGCCAGUGGUGGUACCGUAGCUCUUACUAGGGGGAAGGUCAAAUUAUAGAAUGACAUUUCUUCCGCAGUUAAAUAUGUAAAUAUAGGCAUCAAUAAUGGAGACAGUUCCGUACUGAUGUAAGAUUGGUAAUUUUAAUGGCCUAGUUUAUUUAUGUAGCAUUUAUUCUGUACCAUUAAGUCAACUGGAGGGAGUAAUACUGUAAACAAACACGACUCAGUUUUACAGUUAAAACGAUUAGAGAUGAGAUGCACAGUGAAAAGACUGGCAUACACCAAUUAUAAUGGGAUAUUACAUGGGGGGGCAUGUUUGGCAUGUUGUUUUACUGUAGUUUAAGCAUGCUCAGAAACAUUUGACCACUGGCCUGAUAUUCCCACUGGAAUAGUAAACUGUUAUUCUUUUUUUUAAAUGUGUUGAUCUUUUAUAAUCACCUGCAUGUAAAGUCUGCUAUCCAAAAUUGUUGACUUUGCUUAAUUGAGAUGUGAGAUGAACUGUUUCUCAGUAACCUUCUAAAAUAAAUGGUGAGAAUCAGUGGUUGGCCCAUACGACCUGAAAGAUUCCAAAUUCGAUUUCCUGAUUUCAGCGUUACUUCCUAUAACUCCGUUCAUUGGGGCAGCUGUAAAGAUCAAACCGUUACCGUUCAUUCCCAUGAGUUAGCCAUUGAAAGAUUGACAGGGUCCUGAUUUAUGUUCGUAAACCCUAUUUGGAAAUGUACAGAUCUCCCGUGGACAUAGCUACAAUACCUCCAUGGUUGCAUUUAUGGGCACAAUCUGAUUUGCUCUAAUGUUUCCAUGGUGAAAUAGUGAGCUGACACUAAAUUUCACGCAUGACUCAUGUUUGUGAAUGAUACCGCAGUACAGUACUUGAAAUUGGGGGAUAUUUAAUGUUGACAACGCCAAACAACAGGAAAUGUACACGCUCUUAGUUAUGAGCUGGUCUUGGAAACAGACUGAAGGGAGGCAACACAAGGUGGACUUCAAUUCAGGCUCUUAGCUUUACAACAGUAUUGCAUAUCAGUUACUAAACUUGAAAGCUCUUUUUUUUUUGCAGUGAGGAGAUGCCUUUCAGUAAUGAGAAACAUUCCUUGAAUGAUGAAUCAUUGAACAGUGACACUGACUCUUGUGAGCGGUCAGAUAGUGUCAAUUCUUCCAGUGAUUAUGAAUACGCUCGACAAAGUUUCAGUAGUGAUUCUUCUAGCAAACCCAGCUCUCCAGCCUCAAGUCCUCCUAAAAUGGUUUCUUUUGAUGUCCUGAUGGAGACUGCAAAAGGGUUGUCAAAUAUGACUCUGGCUCAUGAAAUAGUCAUGAAUAGCAACUUUCAGAUGAAGCAAAUUGAUCUUCCUCCUCAAAGUUUACAAAGAAAAGUGAAAGAAAUAGUUCACAAAGCAUUCUGGGACUGUCUGGAAGCUCAGUUGAACCAGGAUCCACCUGAAUACCAUCACGCCCUUGUGCUUUUGGGAGAAAUUAAAGAGAUUAUUCUCUCAUUUCUGAUACCUGGCCAAAACAGACUUCGUAACCAGAUCUCCGAGGUCCUAGAUUUGGAUCUAAUCAAACAGCAGGCUGAGCACAAUGCAAUUGACAUCCAUAAACUGGCUGCUUAUAUAAUUACACUAAUGGGAAAGUUCUGCGCUCCAGUUCGUGAUGAUGAUGUCAAAAAAUUGAAAUCGGUUACUGAGAUAGUUCCAUUGUUCAGGGAAAUAUUUCACGUCCUUGAUUUGAUGACUAUGGAUAUGGUCAAUUUCACCAUUCAAAAUAUCCGACCACACAUCCAACAAUGUUCAGUUGAUUAUGAACGAAGCAAGUUCCAGGAUUUUCUCAAUAAACAACCCAAUGCUCUUGAUUAUACAACUCAGUGGCUAACGGAGUCUGUUACUGAAAUAUCAGCAUCUGUGACCUCCUCAGACACAUCACCUUCUGAUACUGACGGGAAUGCCAGUCUUCUCCUCAGUCCAUCGUCUGUGUUAAACAAUGGUUAUUUGAAAUUGUUGCAGUGGGACUACGACAAUAGGCCCUUACCUGAGACUCUGAUGACUGACCGAUCACGUCUCCAAGAGCUGCAACAAAGACUGAACCUGCAAAGGCUUGUCGCCUAUAUAAUGUUGAUCAUCUACAACAUGGUAGGGGCAACCAUUUCAGGACUACCUGAGUUUGCAGACAAAUUAAAGCGAGUUAUUGUGGUUCUACUUGAGGGCAUGCAUGACAAAAAUUUCAAUCUUGAAGAAACACUGAAGACUAUAAGUGUGAAGAUUUGUUCUGAAAUAAACCAAUCCUUGACAGAAAGGGGUUACUCUGUGCUUACAGAUGAAAAUCAGACAAAUCUUACUGGCCAGAUCUGCAGCAUUGCAGAACAAAGCAACCCUGUCCGUACCUUGAUCAAUAACCGGAUUGAACAGUACAUAGCAAAUUUGCUCAGCAUACCAAAUCUGCAGAAGGCUGUUUCAGUUGUUCCAGGAGGUCUUGCACCUAUUCAAGCUGAACUCGAGGAGAUUGGAUCCCAAUAUGUCUGUAUUAUUAAAUACAAUGUACAGGUGUAUGGGCCAUUUUACUCUGGCAUUCUGCGAAAGCUUCUGUUCAAUAACCUAGCAUCGGCAGGUACUACAGCAUCACAUUCUCCUUGAGUGUAGAAGGUUAAUAAAAGGGAGCACACAUGGUUCUGGUUUGUAGCGUUUGUUUUUUUUUGUAUUGCAACUUUGUAUGUUGACUGUGUAGAAUAGUCUGCUCAUCACUCAAAUCUAUUUGGAUAAUUGCAUAUAUUUUAAAAAAAAAUUGUUACUUGAUGCAAAACCACCCAAUUAUAUGAAGUUAUUUAAUAUCACUUGAAGCUAAAUUUAUAUUGCAUUUUUACUAAAUAAUUGUGGCCUGCUCAGUUUUUUUUUUAAAAAUUGGCCAUCAGUUUUAAUUGUCCUAAUUUCUGAAAUAACUUCUAAGGGAAUUAUACAAUAGCUUAGUAUUUUUCUAUUAAGUGCAAAUCAAACCAUUUUUAAAACAAAAACAUGAAUACUUUUAUACAAGAUGCCAACCAUAAGAUAUAGCUUGCAGGUGAGGAACUUGAUAUCUGCAGCAACACCUUGCUGCGCAAAAUGCAUUUAUUCAUUGGCCCUCAGCCUAAUAUUUUGCUGUUCACUUGUCUGUAUUUCGGUUUAAUGGUGCUUGAGGAGCAAUUCAUGGAUUUUACAAUCAGUAGAAACGUGAAGAUAGCUUCAACAUAAAAUUGUUUUAAAAUGUAGAUCUAAUUGUUUGUUGUAUUUUUUUAUAUGCAUUUAUCUGUAUGUUUAGUCUGGUUUUACUGCAUAAACUUUUAUUUUGUGAAUGUAGUUUUAUAGUUCCACUUGUUUGGAACAGGAUUGGUGAUGCCAAUUUGCAACAGAUGGGUCACUACUCACACUUGGUGUAGAUGAUAUAUUUUCUUCAUUAGAAGAGAUUUAAUCCUUGCAUGCUUUUUUAAAAUUUUGUUUAACAUGAGACCUAAGCUUGUUGGAACAGUGUUGCAGAGCUGUACUUGUUAAUCUUAUUUCUGCUACAGACUGCUGUCACACUGGUGCUAAGUUUACUGUUAACUGACGUGACCAGUCUGUUUUUAAAAUCAAACAGUUGUAUUCUUGUUUUGUUUUACAAUAGUAGGUUUGUGGCCACUAACUUGCAAAUUUUAGCUACUGAAGUACUGUACUUUUUGUGAGGAACUAGUAACAUUGGCUAUUGUUAAUCCAUGACUCUUCUUGCACAGAAUUUCCCCACCAGAGCAAAAUGUGUCUUAGUCAUCACCCCAUCCCAACACCACUCUCCACAUGUUCACUAAACACCUGAAGUUCACUUAUUUGUGGCCUUUAUUUUUUCAGUAAUAGUUAGAGGAUUCAUGUCUAAAAUCAUUCACAGCUUUUUCUUUUCCUUUUUUUAGAAAUUACAGCUCAAUUCAGCAUCUACCUAUUUGGUGUAAGAUAGAUUUUUCAUCCUUACUGCCUAGAAAUUAAACCACAGAUUGAUAGCAUGCAGAGAGAAAACCUGAGUGUGCAUAAUUGCAUGCUUUAACUGGAGCAAUUUCAUUCAAUUAGAACAGAUUAAGAUGGAAUCUAUUGUGGGCAUACCUUGUAACCACAUUUUUUUUUUCUUCAACCCUAAAUCUGUGCCAUUAUUUCUUGAACUGAACAGAAUUUAAGAAACAUUACUAGCUUUUAUUGUAUGGAAGAAACAAUAGAAAUGGCUGAAAUUAUGCUUUGUUAUACCACAAAUUCAAUUCAGAACUGGCAAUCACCCCGUACAGCAUUUAUCAGUUACUGUACUGGCAUCCAUUUGAGGCUGAGGUAGGUGCAAACCCCUGGACAAUGAUAUUAAUUUAAACUGGUAGGAUGGAUACCUAGAAAUGUAACAAUCUGAAGGACACUUGUGGAGGAAAAAAGUUGGUAAUUGUCAGAUUGAAAGCAAUUAAAGAAUUUCCAAAAUGGGAUGGAAAGUGAAAGUGCUGUUAUUCUAUUUGCUGUACUUCAAGUCUCACCUGCGUUCUCCAUUGUUGACAGAACAGUGUAUAAAAAUGUAUAUUAAGUAUGAAGUUUUAUAUUUAAUAAAAUCUUAAAUGAA